This is a messenger RNA of Ananas comosus (pineapple), 1717 nucleotides long. RefSeq names its product amino acid permease 8-like. NCBI's taxonomy places the organism in Eukaryota, Viridiplantae, Streptophyta, Magnoliopsida, Poales, Bromeliaceae. Bases 147 to 1544 code for a protein of 465 amino acids. The record is from RefSeq and is a predicted model, not a curated record. The transcript has 6 exons. Gene Ontology annotation, cellular component: plasma membrane.
UAAAUGAAUCAAACUUACUAUCAAAAGGUGAUCAGAUUCAAAGUUACAAGCCAUGUAUAUAUAGAGAUAUACUUACUAGCAACUUGUGAGAGUACUAAUACCUUUUUUGUAUUUACCACCACACAACAAGAGAGAGAGAGAGAGAGAUGGAAAGAGUAGAGAAGAUGGAGAUGGUGGAGGAUGAUGGUCGCAUAAGAACAGGAACCUUAUGGACCGCGACGACGCAUGCUAUAACUGCGGUAAUAGGAUCCGGAGUACUUGCACUUCCAUGGAGUGUAGCUCAGAUGGGCUGGAUCAUCGGCCCGUUGGCCCUCAUCGCCUGCGCCUACGUUACAUACUACACUGCCAUUCUGCUAACCGAUUGCUACCGAACCCCUGACCCGGUUCAUGGCAGAAGGAACUACACUUACAUGGAUGUCGUGCGGUCAUGUCUCGGGCCUAGAGAUGUGGUUAUAUGUGGCCUUGCUCAGUAUGCAAUGUUGUGGGGGACCAUGAUUGGGUAUACAAUCACCACCGCGACGAGCAUCAUGGCGGUUGUGCGCACCAACUGCUUCCACUACAACGGCCGCGAUGCGAGCUGCGGUGCGUCGGGAACCUUAUACAUGGUCCUGUUCGGACUAGUGGAGAUUGUGCUGUCACAGUUUCCGAACUUGGAGAAGAUCACACUGCUGUCGGUAAUAGCUGCGGUGAUGUCGUUUACCUACUCAUUCAUCGGAUUGUUCUUGAGCAUAGCCAAGUUUGCUUCACACCAUUCGGUCCGAGGGACUCUUUUGGGGGUUAAGAUCGGUGUCGACGGUGUCUCUGCGUCGACCAAGACGUGGCACUCUUUGCAAGCUCUCGGAAAUAUAGCCUUCGCGUACACGUACGCCAUGCUUCUGAUCGAAAUUCAGGAUACACUCAAAUCACCUCCACCAGAGAACCAAACAAUGAAGAGAGCAAGCAUGUAUGGAAUUGGGGUGACGACGAUCUUCUACGUAUCGCUCGGGUGCCUUGGGUACGCGGCCUUUGGAAACGAUGCACCAGGGAACGUCCUCACUGGAUUCUACGAGCCUUUUUGGCUUGUCGACAUAGCCAACAUCGCCGUUUUGAUUCAUUUAGUCGGCGCGUAUCAGGUUUAUGGCCAACCGAUCUUCGCCAAGUACGAAGAAUGGCUCGCGAAGAAGUGGCCCGAUUCGGCCUUCUUCCACAAUGAGUACAAGCUCAAGCUACCUUUCUCGAAGGGUCGGGCCUACCGGUUCACAAUGUGCAAGCUCGUCUUCCGCACGGCCUUCGUCGUGAUAACUACACUGAUAUCUCUAAUGCUCCCUUUCUUCAAUGCUAUACUUGGAUUGCUCGGCUCGAUCGCCUUCUGGCCGCUAACUGUGUACUACCCCGUGACGAUAUACAUGACGCAAGCGAAGAUCAAGCGCGGGGAAAGAAAGUGGCUUGUGCUGCAGGGCUUGAAUGCUGUCGCGCUCGUCGUUUCGGUGCUGGCGGCGGUCGGAUCCGUCGCGGAUAUUGCUCAAAGACUCAAGCAUGUCACAAUCUUUAAGACUGAGUUGUAGAGGUCUAAGAAUUGCAUUUGUUGUACUACAGCCAUGAUCUCUACUACAUUCAUUCCAAGGAAUGGAAUUGUUUCUCUCUCUGUCUCUCUCUAGCCCUUAAAAUCUUUAUUGUGAUCGAGACAAUGGAAAAUAUUUCAAGUGCCUAUUUGAUUUGGCUAGAGCUUCUUAUAAAA